Musa acuminata AAA Group (dessert banana) is the source of this 3110-nucleotide messenger RNA. Its product is annotated as protein TRANSPARENT TESTA 9-like. Bases 244 to 2763 code for a protein of 839 amino acids. NCBI's taxonomy places the organism in Eukaryota, Viridiplantae, Streptophyta, Magnoliopsida, Zingiberales, Musaceae. Gene Ontology annotation, cellular component: endolysosome membrane; late endosome. The record is from RefSeq and is a predicted model, not a curated record. The transcript is spliced from 21 exons. Gene Ontology annotation, biological process: regulation of autophagosome maturation; endosome to lysosome transport; endosomal transport.
UUGUGUUUGGGGAGUGGCAAAAGGCGAGAUCUGGCCGACCUCUUCGUCUCCGACGGCGAAACGGGAAGGAGAUAGCGGGAGGCGAGGAAAAGAACAGGCGGAGGAGGAGGAGGAGGAGGGGGAAGGGGAGGAGGAUAAGGGCGGCGGGUCCGAAGGUUCCUUCUCCGGGCGGCGGUGAGUGCGAUGAUCCGUAGCUCGGAUUCGUGCGGCGCGUGAUCCCUCGGAGCUUGGAUCGCCCUCACCAUGUCCUCGUGGUUCUCGUUUUGGCGAUCCAGGAACCGCUUCUCGUUGGACGAGCUUCGAUAUCUAACAGAUCAGCUGCAAAAGGUUCAAUUUGUGAAUGAUGUCAACAAGGAUUCUGUAAUUGAAGUGUUGAGAUCCAUUGCUGAACUAGUGACAUAUGGUGACCAGCAUGAUCCCUCCAUUUUUGAGUUCUUCAUGGAGAAGCAGAUUAUGGGUGAAUUCGCACGAAUAUUGAGGAUUAGUAAGCUGGCAAAUGUUGCGCUUCAGUUGCUACAGACGAUGAGCAUUAUGAUCCAGAAUUUAAGAAAUGACCAUUCAAUUUACUACAUUUUCAGUAAUGAACACAUUAAUUACCUCAUUACAUAUUCCUUUGACUUCCGAAACGAAGAGCUAGUGUCAUACUACAUAUCCUUUUUGAGGGCAAUCAGUGGAAAAUUGAACAAGAACACAGUCUCAUUGCUUGUGAAGACUGAAAAAGAGGAAGUAGUUUUCUUUCCGCUUUAUGUUGAGGCCAUACGAUUUGCCUUUCAUGAUGAGAAUAUGGUUCGCAUUGCAGUCCGUGCUCUGACCCUGAAUGUCUAUCAUGUCGGAGAUGAAUACGUGAACAGAUAUGUCGUACGUAGCCCACAAUCUGAUUAUUUUUCAAAUAUUGUCAAACAUUUUUGUAAGCGGUGCCUCAACCUGGAUGAGAUGAUAUCUGAAACUUUGAGGAAACAAGAUGCAUCUGAUUCAAGCUCUUCAAUUCUUGAUGCUGUAGAUGAUAUUGAGGACAAUUUGUAUUACUUCAGUGAUGUUAUAUCUGCUGGAGUUCCUGACCUUGGACGAUUGCUCACUGAUAACAUAUUGCAGCUGUUGGUUUUUCCUUUGCUUCUGCCAUCAUUGAAAAAGCAAAAUGUCGGCACACGGGUAGGCACUGCAACCUCCUUGUAUCUGCUUUGCAGUAUAUUGCACAUUUUCAAAACCAAGGAUUUGGCCAGUACCAUCGCUGCAACUCUUUUCUGUCCAUUAGAGUCUUUUGUCACAAGAUCUGAAGCCACAACAAAUGGCUAUGUUCCUCAGCAGGCUGUCUCUCAGGAAUCCGAGGAUCAUGCACCUUCUUUUCUUGCUGCUCAAGUGAACAUAGAAGAUUCAGAAUGCACUUCUACUCAAACAAAUCAUUUUUCUUCACAAAGUGAAGAUUGUGGUUCACACAUCACCUUGAGGGAGCUGUUGCUAUCAUAUAUCGUUGGUGGGGAUGAGUUACAAGUUUUGGGUUCUUUAAGCCUGCUGGCUACCUUGUUGCAAACAAAAGUAGAAUUGGAUGAAACAAUGCUAGAUGGACUUGGGAUUCUUCCUCAAAGAAAGCAACAUAAGAAGCUUUUGUUGCAAGCUUUGGUAGGUGAAGAUACAGGAGAGGAACAACUAUUUUCUUCAACUAGCAUGUUGAAAGAUAAUAUAAGCACUGAACUUGAUAGAUACCUGCAAAAACUUGAGGAUGAGUAUGGUUAUCAUGCCGGAUGUGUAAUAAGCCCCAAAAUAUGUAGAUAUCAGGUGCUCGAUGCAUUAGCAAGUCUUUUCUGCAGGUCCAAUAUACCUGCAGACAUAUUAUGGCUUGGUGGUUGGCUUUUAAGACAGCUGCUUCCUCAUGGUGAGGAAGAAUUCGAUAGUCUACAUCUUAGAAGACUCAAGGAUUCAGACAAUUUGGCUACAAGCAACCUUUUGGAAGAAAUUAAGGGAGCUUGGUGUGAUGUUCUCAUACCUGUUCUUAAAGAUGAAUGGAGGAUAUGCAAAAGAGCACUUGAGGCUUCAUCACCUCCAAAAGACUCUAAAUCCAUACUCUUGUCAUCACAAAGAUAUUCUUCUGGAGGUGAAUCCUCUUUUGCUGCUGCAGAAAGAAUGCAUGAGAUAGUUAAGGUUUUUGUUCUUCAACGUCAACUUCUGGUUUUCUCGUUAGGAAGAACCUUACCUGAGCUACCUAAUCUAUAUUCUCCAGUUGAUUCUCCUGAAAUGUCUGGUGCUAAAACAUCUGUCUUGGAUGUUUUUGUGCCAAAACCUGGCUCUGAGAUUUGCUUAGACAAUACAGUACCUUGUAGAAUAGCAUUCGAGAGAGGUAAAGAACGCCACUUCUGCUUUUUAGCAAUAUCUAGGGGAACAUCCGGAUGGCUUCUUCUUGCGCAAGAAUCGCCUGUCAAACAGCAGUUGGGAAUUAUUCGUGUCACUGCACCUUUGGUUGGUUCAGAUCCGAAGAUAGAUGAAAAACAUCCCAGAUGGUUACAUUUACGGAUCCGUCCUUCAAACUCACCAUUUUUGGAUCCCUCGAAGUUUGAUUUCUUGAACAAAGGGAAGUCAAAGGUUUUGGUCGAUGGGCGAUGGACGCUAGCUUUCAAAGACGAGCAGGCUUGCAAAGCGGCAGAGUCAAUGAUAAUGGAAGAGAUAAAUGCGCAACGUGACGAGGUGGAAAGAAGAUUAAAGCCUGCACUUCAACUUGAUACACCUGGUCACACUCCAGAACAUACUACUACGGAUACAACAGAUGACUAGGUUGUUCGACAAUUCCUUGUACAUUCUAAGCGGUGGGUUGUGAAAUUAAUGUGGCUCUACAGGGUCUAAUUUGGUGCUUGUUUUCUUCACCAAGCAUGCACCACCAUUAGUGUACCAUCGGACGUUAGUUUCUCCUCCUAAAUCGCAUCAACAACAAAAAUGUAGAGUUCAAGCCAUUUGAGUUGGCGGCGGCUACAUGCCAUUCUUUGUAAAUUAGUUGUGGCAUUCUCUUUUUCCUCUAUAAUCCAUAUGUUCCAGCAUUUAUUCUUUUAACUUGCUUAAAAGGGCCAAAAUCACUUGUAAUUGUGGACUAAUAAAAUUGUUAUUUACUCGGUGCGGCUUUUAAA